CACGUUGGUCACACUAACCACGCAGGUAUAUGGACGGUACAGCCGCGACGAAAAAAAGAAUUGUCUUUUCUAAUAGACAUAAAAUUGUAAAUAAGUAGCUCCGCAAAAGAAACCGGAGUGCGUGCGUGAAGAUGUCGCGCGUAACUAGAAGUGAUAUUUCACUCGAUAUGGAGAUAUGGGUGGAGGAGUUAUCGCCAGCGCAAUUGGCGUACUAUGAGAAAAUAACCAACGAGCACAAUGCGGUGAAAAAUGCGCUGAAAACCGCUGUCAAUGCAAAUGAGGGUAAAGAGCUCUUCAAUGGUCAGGUGUUCCAAGCCUACUCGUUUAAAGGCAAAGUGCUUCAGGAGCUUAAAGAAGCCACGUUGCCCAAAAAGCCGCCAAAAGCUAUUGAAACUCCGCCCUCGGCCCCCGUUGCCCCCACAACCAGCGGUGGAACUGGGAGAGGACGUGGACGACCAAGAAUUUCAUCGAACAUUGCAUAUUUGGAGUCAUCCGACGAGGGUGAUGACGACGUGCCGCUAGCCAAACGUUUGGCACUUUCAGCUGGCAAAAAAGCGGUAGCUGCAGCCGCUCCAAGCACGAGCAGCUCCAAGCCUGGUCGAAAACCAGCAGCCGCUGCUGCAUCACCAACCGGGAAGGCAUCGCCGCAGCUAAAGAGUGGCAAGGGCUCGGGAUCGAGUGGCAAGGCAUCAGCAGGUGGCGAGGCACCACCCAAAAACUUUCGGCCCGCGGAGGUUAACUCUGUGGGUGGCCUGGUCGUGGGUAGUAACGAUGAUAGCAGUGGCAGUGGCAAGGAUGGUAAAGAUACCAAGGAUGGGAAGGAUACCAAGAUGCAGGGCAAAACAUAUCCAUCAUUGGUUGUACUGGCCAAGCCAUUCCUCAAGAUCAAGGACAUGGCAGCGACACGUAGCAAGCUCGAUUCAAAGGUUAAGCUGGUGCUAAUGCUAACACCCAACAAGUUCUGUGAGUGGUUACUGCAAGAGGGUUUGCUGCGUUCACAGCAGCACUGCAUCAAUCAUCGCAAUAACGAAAUGAAGCUGGGUGUCUACUCUGAUAUCAGCAAGUUUCCAUACACAGGAGGCUAUGUGUGGAUUAGCGAUUGUUGUCCAUAUCGAUUUGUAUCUGUAUUCAAUAACUCCAUGUUUGAAGGCGCCCAGCAUCCACCAACAUUUUUGCUAAAACUCAUCUAUCACUGGGCGUGCCAGACUAGCAUCCAGAACGUAGUGCAGUGGGUUAAGGUGGACAGCGUCUACAUCAAAGGCAUUUAUACCUGGCUGCGAGCAAUUUGCACCUUGGCCGUGCAUCAAAAGUGCAAAAAGCUCGGCGGUCCCGGCAAGUUUGUGGAGGUGGGUGUCAUCUCGUUAGGCACAACUUCCCAGGACGGCGCACAACGUCAGGUGAAAGUGGAAGUCUUAGGCGUAUACGAUUAUGCCGAUAAAUCGAUUAGACUGCGAGCCGUAGAGCCAAUUACAGAUGGCGAUCGCAACUAUAAGAAACGUUUCCAGGCCAUAUUGGAGCCUCUGUCCCGAUGGGUGCAUAAGGACAGCACAAUUUGCAUUGACUUAACCGUGGACAAGAUUACACUCUUUAGCAUGGGCUUUAAAAAUAUUGUACAGGCAGCAGCCACCGACAAUGCAGCAAAGCACAAUAAUUCGGCUGUCAUGGAAUACCUGCGUCGCAUUGUGCCACGCAUGUUCCAAAACACAUUGUCACUUCUUUCUCGUCAGAUGAUCCAGCAGUUCCUCGAUGAACUCGUUUGGCGCGAAUCUUUUGGCACAUACGCCCUGCAAGCCUUCAACACUAUCAUCACUCACAUAGCCGACCAGACUCGUGUUACAACCAAUGAGACAAUAACUCAGCGUCUCUAUCAGGUUGCAACGAAUCCGUUUAAGGACUGGAGCGUACUGCCACCAAAUUACAAGGAGACACCAGCCAAUGCUACACCGAAACGCCUUAAGAAACCCAUCAGCGAUUCGGAUUAUUUGAGUAGCUCUAAGGAAUAUUCCAGUAAAGUGAAGAAAGAAAAAGAGAGAGAAAAGGAUAUUUUGCCAGCGGGCAGCAAACGUCGUGGCACUGUCAGUACGCCCCCGCCAGCCGCUGCGCCGAAAAGUGCAGUAAAGUCAAGUGCAAGCACUUCCAAGACGAUUACGAAACCGACACCCUCAAAGGCAGUUGCACCCGUUGCACCACCAGUCAAGAUGCCGAUCAAGAAAUCGAAGGAAACAAAGGAAGAAAAGGCUCCUGUUGUUAUCAAAAAGGAGGAGGAUGAGCUCAAGGGCUUGGAGGAGCUCUACUAUGGCAUAAGCGAUGGUACCGAAGAGUUCUUUGAGCAUUUCCCAUACAGCUCACCACGGUCAAAUCCAGCUGAGCUAACCAGAACAGUUGAGUGCCCGAUUUGCCUAAACGGCGACGCCUAUGACUCCAAUGAAAAGUUACAGACGCAUCUAGUGUCGCAUAUCUCUCCAGAGGGCAAACAGCAUCAAUUUCAAUGUUUGUUCUGCUUGGAGAAACAUGCUACAGAAUCUGUGCUGGCCAAGCACAAUCAGAUCAUGCAUCCCACCGAAACCAAGACGGAUGGAUCUCCAUCGUACUAUUGCUUGAUUUGCCAGCAGCGACACAAUUCAUUGCAUCUGCUCACCGCCCAUUUGCAGAAGGUCCACAGCACCUUGGAGCUGCCCUAUUGGUGUCAAGCAUGUGGAUAUCGCUCCUCGUCACAUCGUGACUUGGUUCGCCAUUUCUAUGACGAGCACAAGAAUCAAAACUUCUUGCAGUGUCCUUACUGUCUUGAUAUCUUUUACUUUACCCAUAAGGGCAAGGUCAACCAGUUGCGAGUUGAGCAUUACUUUAUGCAUUUGGAUGGACAUGUUAACCAGCGAGAUCCAGCGCUUAAUUGUCAGAAAUGUUCUCUGAGAUUCUUGGAGAAGGGCGAUCUAAAACAACAUACAGUGAUGCACCACAUCAGCAUGACCAAGACGAAUAAACCAGUUCGUAUGCUGCUCAAUAAUUCACUGCUUAUUCCGCCGCCAAAGGUUCGCACGCAUCAUCGCGAGCAGCCUCCAUUCUCAACACACAAACGGCCCGUAUUCUUCGCAUUCUUGGAAGGCAAAACCUGUGCGGAGUGCAAUACUGACUUUGCCAGUGAAGAGACCCAUUACACCGGUUGGUUGCAUUGCGUCAAGUGCAAUUAUCAGACUUGUUGUGAACGCGCCCAGUUUCGACAUGGUGUCGACUGCAAUGGUAACUUUGUGGAUGCCAUGGAGGUGAACAUGUUGCAGGAGAUGCACUGCAUUUGCGGCUUUGCGACUAGCAAUGGAAACAAAAUGGCUCAACAUUUGGCCAACUGUGGUUUAAGCACCUGUUAUCCCAGUUUGGAGGCGGCUAACGAAAAUGCUGUCAAACGUAAUAUGCUGGACAUGUUGGGUCUUGUGCGACGCGACGGUGAAUCAUCUGGCGAAACUGCGGAUAUGGGAGAUACUGUCGACGAGCCCAUGCCCGAAGAGGAUGAGGAGCAACAGCCACAACAGUCAGAGCACCAUGUACAGCAGCAACAUCAUCAUGUGACGGCCCUAGACUCACAAGUUGCUAUGCAUACCGACGCGCAACAGCAGCAAAGUUACAUGACCUCUCAAGUUGCACCUGAGCCGCAACCCGUGCCAGUGUCGCAUUUGCCUGAACCGCAACCGGCACCCAUACAAUUUGGUGAAAUGGAAGCAGCGCCCGUCAUGCUGGAUCCACAACAGGUGCAAGCGGCAGCCGACUAUGCGCAGGUGUCCGUCGUGCAGCAUCAACAGCAGCAGCAACAUCAUCAUCAUCAACAGCAGCAGCAGCAAUAUGGCAUGGCAGGUUAUGGGCCGAGCGCACUCUCCACCGACAUUGACAUGCCAUUAAUUGGGGAGUUGACUGAACCGAAUGCGCCACCAACGCCACAGUUCCUGGGGGAGGUGCACACACCCAUGUUUGAUGCCGUGGCCGCUGCUGAGCAGCAACACUACCAUGCCCAGCAGCAACAUCAUCAUCAUCCUCAAUGAUACAAAGGUAAUGGGAAGAUGAAACCACGCGAUUACCCGUUGCAAUGGCAGCAUUAUUAGCAUUAAAAUCAUCUUAUCAAAGCGCAUU
Messenger RNA from Drosophila albomicans, 4116 nucleotides. RefSeq lists its product as uncharacterized. The coding region runs from base 132 to 4028 and encodes 1298 amino acids. Gene Ontology annotation, biological process: regulation of transcription by RNA polymerase II. Lineage: Eukaryota; Metazoa; Arthropoda; Insecta; Diptera; Drosophilidae. Gene Ontology annotation, molecular function: DNA-binding transcription factor activity, RNA polymerase II-specific; sequence-specific DNA binding. The transcript has 8 exons. The record is from RefSeq and is a predicted model, not a curated record. Gene Ontology annotation, cellular component: nucleus.